This is a messenger RNA of Cajanus cajan (pigeon pea), 1916 nucleotides long. Its product is annotated as aspartyl protease family protein At5g10770. Gene Ontology annotation, molecular function: aspartic-type endopeptidase activity. Gene Ontology annotation, biological process: proteolysis. Lineage: Eukaryota; Viridiplantae; Streptophyta; Magnoliopsida; Fabales; Fabaceae. The record is from RefSeq and is a predicted model, not a curated record.
GUGCAUUGUGUAGCUAGCUAGGCUUAGCUAUUUAUCUUCACUCAAUUUCUUUCUCAUCACCUCUUUGGCAUGGCCUCCCAAAUCUCUUCUUUUCUCUUAGCUUCUCUUGCUGUUUUCUUCUUCCUUUGUUCCUUGGACAAAAGCUUUGCAACAAGGGAGGACAAGGAAAGAAGCAACAAUCUUCAUCUUGUUCAUCUCAGCUCUCUCCUUCCAUCAUCUUCUUGCAGCUUUUCCACCAAAGGUCCCAAAAGAAAAGCAUCAUUGGAAGUGGUACACAAACAUGGGCCAUGCUCCCAAGAUGAUGGCAAAGCAAAGGCCACAGCAACACCACACAGUGACAUUCUGAAUCUAGACAAAGAGAGGGUCAAGUACAUUCACUCCAGGCUCUCCAAGGAAUUGGGCCAGGCCCAAGACGUUGGGGUGAAGGAACUGGACUCAGCCUCCCUACCAGCCAAGUCUGGGAGCCUUAUCGGGUCCGGAAACUACUUCGUGGUUGUGGGCCUUGGCACGCCCAAGAGGGAGUUGUCACUGAUUUUCGACACUGGCAGUGAUCUCACUUGGACUCAGUGUGAACCCUGUGCUCGCUCUUGCUAUGAACAGCAAGAUGCAAUCUUCGAUCCAUCCAAGUCUACGUCCUAUUCCAAUAUCACAUGCACUUCUCCUCUAUGCACUCAGCUCACUUCUGCCACAGGAAAUGACCCGGGGUGCUCAGCAUCGACAAAGGCAUGCAUCUACGGCAUACAAUAUGGCGACCAAUCCUUUUCCGUCGGCUACUUCAGCCGUGAGCGCCUCAGCGUCACCGCCACCGACGUCGUCGACAACUUCCUCUUCGGCUGCGGCCAAAACAACCAGGGCCUCUUCGGCGGCUCCGCCGGCCCCAUCGGCCUCGGCCGCCACCCCAUCUCCUUAGUCCAGCAAACCGCCUCCAAGUACGGCAAAAUCUUCUCCUACUGCCUCCCCUCCAGCUCCAGCUCCGUCGGCCACCUCACCUUCGGCGCCGCCGCACGCGGCAGUUAUCUCAAGUACACCCCCUUCUCCACCAUCUCCCGCAGCUCCUCCUUCUACGGCAUCGACAUCGCCGCCGUUUCCGUCGGCGGCACCCGCCUCCCCGUCUCCUCCUCCACCUUCUCCGCCGGUGGCACCAUCAUUGACUCCGGCACCGUCAUCACGCGCCUCCCGCCCACCGCUUAUGCAGCUCUCCGGGCGGCAUUCCGCAAGGGCAUGGCCAAGUACCCCACCGCCCCCGAGCUGUCUAUAUUAGACACGUGUUAUGACCUUAGUGGCUACAAAGUGGUUGCCAUUCCCAAGAUAGAUUUUUCUUUCGCCGGCGGUGUUCAAAUUGAACUCUCACCGACGGGGAUACUCUAUGUGGCAAGCGCCAAACAAGCAUGUUUGGCGUUUGCCCCCAAUGGAGAUGAUAGCGAUAUUACUAUUUUUGGAAACGUGCAACAAAGAACCCUAGAGGUUGUGUAUGAUGUUGGAGGUGGAAAAAUAGGGUUUGGUGUUAAUGGAUGUAAGUAAUAUAUUUUCUAACAUAGUUCUUUUAACACACUUUUAAUCAUGAGUGAAACUUGUGAUUGAGAAUAUGUUUUAAAGAGUGUGUUAAAAAAUUAUGUGAUUGAGCUAAUUAGAAAGAAAUGAAUUUUAAUUAGCUCAAAUUAUUAUUAUUGUUAUAGCAAAGUGUAAUAGUUGAAAUAGAAAUGGAAAAACAAUAAUGUUGGAAAAAUAGUGAUUACUUGGAGACGGAUAUGUGGGAAAUAUGAUGUAGCAUGUAGAAUGGAGGGAAUGUUAUGACUUUCAAACUGUGCGAUUGCUUGCAAUUGUACAUAUAAAGAUGUGUAAAGUGACAUAAAUGUAAACUUAUAUUACAGGUUUGUUGAAUAAAUAAAAAAAAUGUCUUGACUUAAAAUAUUUGA